AUUUCUGAUGAGAAGAAGGUAUUUAGCAGUUUAUAUUAAAAAUAAUUGCACUUCCAAUGUUCUGUUGUACUUGUUGGGAGACCAGAUAUAGAGGAAUGCAGGUGGUUACGGGGAGAGCGGAUAUAGUGAAUGGUCCUGGGAGAGCAGAUAUAGUGAAUGCGGGGAGAGCGGAUAUAGUGAAUGCGGGGUCCGGGGAGAGCGGAUAUAGUGAAUGCGGGGUCCGGGGAGAGCGGAUAUAGUGAAUGGGGGUCCGGGGAGAGCGGAUAUAGUGAAUGCGGGAGAGCGGAUAUAGUGAAUGCGGGGUCCGGGGAGAGCGGAUCAUAGUGAAUGCGGGAGUCCGGGGUGAGAGCGCGCUAUAUAGUGAAUGCGGGGUCCGGGGAGAGCGGAUAUAUGAAUGCGGGGUCCGGGAGAGAGCGGAUAUACGUGAAUGCGGGGUCCGGGAGAGACGAGCGGAUUAUAGUGAAUGCGGGGUCCGGGGAGAGCGGAUAUAGUGAAUGCGGGGUCCGGGGGGGCGGGAGA
Messenger RNA from Staurois parvus, 519 nucleotides. The record is from the annotation of a GenBank genome assembly. Lineage: Eukaryota; Metazoa; Chordata; Amphibia; Anura; Ranidae.